Clunio marinus is the source of this 1584-nucleotide messenger RNA. The record is from the annotation of a GenBank genome assembly. NCBI's taxonomy places the organism in Eukaryota, Metazoa, Arthropoda, Insecta, Diptera, Chironomidae.
AUGUCAAAAACAAGAUGGCUUGACGCACUUUCCGAUGGGACUGCUGGUUUAAAAACAAUAUCGUCAUGCAUGAGUGUCUGCGACUUAAAGAACGACAAUUAUUACAAACUUAUAGCAGCCGAAAUUUCAUUUGAUCUGGAGAUUAAACCAAGGUUAAGAGUAUACAAAGGAACACAAGUUGUACACGAUCAGAACUUGCCGGGAAUUCCAUCAGCUGUUGAAAGUUUGUAUAUUGAUGAAACACAUCCGAAAAUGCCGAUUGUCGCUGUUUCCGUUGGUCCGUCAAUAUUAUUUUAUCGCAACAUGAAACCAUAUUUCAAAUACACUGUCCCGAGUUUGAUAAUUGAGCCACUGGAGAUGGAGAUUUGGAAGAAGUUGGUCUCUGAUCGUUCUGACAAUUACCAGAAGCAUAUUGACGAUUUAAAGUCUAUAAACACAUCAGAAUUAUCAACUUUAUCACAACAAUUAAUUACAUUGAAUGAUGAUGAACGUGAAUUUUUUAUAAGAGACAACAUGGAACCUAAACUUGAACGUUUGCCGACAAUAGUUGCAAUGACGAAAAUUUACAAAAGUAUUGAAGAGGAAAAAAGUUCAAAUUGUCUGAUAAUCGCAACCGAAUCAAGUGACAUUCUCAUAAUGGACGUGCAAUCUUUUAAUAUUUUACAUCAAGCGAGAGUUUGUAAUUUCAAAGCAACGCCUGAUCUUCUAUCAGCCAGCGGAUCAUUUCAAAAUGAUUUCAAAAUUGUUAUUGCAACAAGGGAAGGUUCAUUGUGCAUCCUGAGAAAGAAUUGGCUUGAAGGUCGAGAAAUCGUUAAAUUAGAGAAUCCAGCAACUGCCAUGUGCUUACUACAAAUAGAUCAGACAAUUGUUGUUCUGAACACCGUUCUUGCAAUGACUUUUGGGAAACUUGGUCUAGAAGAUCAUGUUCUGGUGCUCGUCACUAACAAUGGAUCACUUUUAAUUAAGAUUUUAAAAAGAACUGCUGAGUUCUCGGAACCACUUUCUGUUGAAUCGAAGACAACUGAAGAUUCUACAAAUAUGACUGUAGCAAUACCAAAGAAAACAAAAAUUUUCAUUGAACAAACAAUUCGAGAGAAAGAAAACGCUUCGGCGAUUCACAAUAUUUUUCAAUCUGAAUUAUGGCGAAUGCGUUUGGAAGCAGCAAAGACAACAAUUGACAUUCUAAGAACGGGCGAUUCGACAUUUUCUGGAGAUUAUCAAACGCCUUUGAAGCUUCUUGCACAAGUAGAUGGUCUUGGACCUGAUUUCUUACUAACUGUGACUUUAGAAAAUAUCUCAGCUACGAAAAUUGCUGGAAAUUUAUCAAUUCUCUUACACGCUGAUCCAGAACAUUACAAGAUUAAAAGAAGAUACGCUGAUCUAUCACCUUUGAUGCCAGGAAUUCCUUUGGAAAUGGAUUUUCAAGUCUCAGUAGCCUUAACGCCAGAUAAUUUGUUACCAAGUGAUAUGACAACAGAAAACUCAAUCAUUCGAGUUUUAAUAAUCAAAGAAAAUUUAUCGAAACCUUUGAUCGCUUCAACUGUUGUGAUGCCUCAACCAGAACUACAAUUAUUGAUAACUUAA